CGCUGGGGGCGCCGGGAGCCAGGGGGCGGGGCGGGGCGAGCGCAGGAAGCGACAGGCGUCGCGCGUGCGCGGUGGGCGGCCGCGCCGGGCCUGGCCAUGGCGGACGGGGUGCUAUUCCGGCGCGGCGCCGGGCAGAGCGACGACUCGGACAUCUGGGACGACACGGCGCUCAUCAAGGCGUACGACAAGGCGGUGGCCUCCUUCAAGAAUGCGUUAAAGAACGGGGAGUGUUCAGAGCCUUCAGACAAACAGGAGCAGUGCUUGGGGACGAAGAGAAAAAACAACAAAAAAAACCGAAGUAGAAAGAAAAGCAACACAAUGCCAUCAAAACAGUGGAAAGUUGGUGACAGCUGUAACGCUGUUUGGUCUGAGGAUGGCAAUGUGUACCUAGCAACUAUUGCCUCAAUUAAUCAGAAGAGGGGGACAUGCGUUGUUAUUUACACUGGAUAUGGGAAUAAGGAAGAGCAGAACCUGUCUGAUCUACUUCCUCCAGUCAGCGAUGAAACAGUAAAUGAGAUGGGGAAUUCUGGGGAGAAUGAAAACGAGACUCAGUAUUCAACAGAUGAAAGUGAAAAAUCUUUCCAGUCACCUCAAAACAAAAACUGCACAAAAGCUAGAUUCUCCCCUCAAAACUUACGUUUUCCCAUACCCCAUGCAGCUCCAGGCCUGGGAAAGCCUGGAUCAAAACUCAAUGCACCUCCACCAUUUUUAUCAUGCUGGCCCCCACCCUUCCCAACAGGACCACCGCUCAUUCCUCCUCCACCACCUAUGGGGCCAGACUCUCCUGAGGAUGAUGAAGCAUUGGGAAGUAUGUUGAUAGCCUGGUACAUGAGCGGUUAUCACACCGGGUAUUACUUGGGUUUAAAGCAGAGUCGAAUGGAAGCUGCCCUAGAGAGAGAACCCCAUCCUAAAUAACUGAAUAUCCAUCAUUGUCUUGAAGGAUUGUAAAAGCAUGAAGAAAAGGCAGGAACCCUGGAGGGGUGAGACAUCUGAAGGAACACGCAGCCACACGUGCAGCAAAUCAAGGUCCCGGCUACCUGAAAGAACUGCACCAAGUCAUUCUUUCCCUCUGCUUAUGAGGGCAAUUAGGUCUGCUGCACAUUUCCCCUGGUGGAAUAUUACUCCAUAAUGUCACUCUUCUUAUGAUUAGAAGUCAUCACCUAAUUCACAGGCUAAAGUCAUUCACUGCCAGUUCAAACUGUUUCCCUUUUCUGGCAUUAUUGUCCUUUAGCUUGUGACAUCAGACAAAUACAAAUUAUUAUUAUUAUUAUAUAAGCCCAGAUUAGGGCUUCCUCCUUUCUAAAAAUAUACCCUACUUGCAGUUCUUCAAUUUGAGAGGAAUGGAAUGACCAUAUGAGAAGUGGUCAUUCCAUUUCAGUUCCCUUACUCCAGCUUUUGCAAAAUCCAUUCUGAUUUUGCAACUGUGUUACUCUCCUUGUUGAAAGCUAACAUAAGAUUUUAGAUACCAGGGCUACCUUUAACCUGUGUCCCAUCUGCAUUCCACAGUGGAUCUUCUACUUGUUCUGUGUUUAUAUAGCCAAUAAACUUGGUACAAACCUAUAUAGAAAAACUCGGCUUUGGCAAGAGUGGUGGCUUUGACACACGAUUUUGCUGGCCAAGUUUUAAAAGAAUCCAGUCGAACUCCUCCAUCCUCAAAGAUAAUCAAGAUGGGAUCACCUUUGCAAUCACAGAUAUUUGAUAUGAGGGAAAGCUUUGGUCUACUAUCAGACUCUAAAGCAGGGGCAGAACUAGUUUACAAAUAUAUCUGUCAGGCUCACAGCAAAGCAAAAACAUUACAACAAAAACGUAUCUUACAGAGAACUCUAAAUAUGUAUUAUUAGUUUAUACCACAGAUAAGAAUCUUUGUUUUUCUUUCGAACCCUUCAGGUUUCAUUUAUUUGUCCUCUUUCACACACACACAGGCAAAUGCAAGUUAGAAAGGUCUCCUUAAGCUGCACAUUUAACACGGCUACAGAAAACAAAUUUUUACUUGUAGCAAAGGUUUCGGAAAUACAGAACCUAUAAUCUUUCACUCAUGUAAUCUUGUUUCAAGAAAAAAUAAAAACAACAAUCUAGAGCAGCUUUCAUUGUUAAUGGUGAUCUACAGUAACAAAUACGAAGGCAAUGGUUUUUAACUUAGGGCUGAAUAAAAGCCAAUAGAGGUUUCUGUUCCUUUUCACCAAUGGGCAGCCUACAUAUAGGCAACCAGUUUGGAUAUGCACCAAAAUAAAAGCGAAACAAACUCCACUGAGAGUAUGUAAUUAUAUAUAGGUUUGGGGAUGGGAUUCUUCUUUGGGUUUGAGGGUAUUGAAAAUCAGGGUCAAGGCUUAAUUUGCCUGUCUUCAAGUCCCAGAUAGAUCCUCCAUGCAAAAAAAAAAAAAAAAAAAAAAAAAAAAAAAAAAAAAAAAAAAAAGAAAA
This is a messenger RNA of Dromaius novaehollandiae (emu), 2418 nucleotides long. Its product is annotated as survival of motor neuron protein-like. Gene Ontology annotation, biological process: mRNA processing. Gene Ontology annotation, molecular function: RNA binding. The coding region runs from base 97 to 915 and encodes 272 amino acids. NCBI's taxonomy places the organism in Eukaryota, Metazoa, Chordata, Aves, Casuariiformes, Dromaiidae. Gene Ontology annotation, cellular component: cytoplasm; nucleus. The transcript has 9 exons. The record is from RefSeq and is a predicted model, not a curated record.